Messenger RNA from Octopus sinensis (East Asian common octopus), 9971 nucleotides. RefSeq names its product telomerase-binding protein EST1A-like. Gene Ontology annotation, molecular function: telomerase RNA binding; protein binding; telomeric repeat DNA binding. The transcript has 21 exons. Gene Ontology annotation, cellular component: telomerase holoenzyme complex. The record is from RefSeq and is a predicted model, not a curated record. NCBI's taxonomy places the organism in Eukaryota, Metazoa, Mollusca, Cephalopoda, Octopoda, Octopodidae. Bases 28 to 4674 code for a protein of 1548 amino acids. Gene Ontology annotation, biological process: nuclear-transcribed mRNA catabolic process, nonsense-mediated decay.
UAAAAGUUUAGUGUAACUCUUUAAUGUAUGGAGGUAGCAGCAAUGGCGCAGCAGCAAGAGAAAGUUAGAGGACUUUACAUGAAAUCUGCUGGCGAUUCUACGGCACAAAAGGAUACAAAUUUGGAUAAAUCUGUUGAAAAGACUCGUAAAGAAAAUAAAGGAAAAUUAAAAGAAUACUUUGGUAAACCAAGAACAAAGCGACCUACAAGAGAAGUAUAUCAGCCAGGAAUAACUCGUCUGAGUCGUCGUACAGAAUAUAAAGGAGAAGAAAGGUUCAAGAAGUCUACAUCUGGAACUGAUGGUUUCACAUCUGAUGAUGAGAGUUAUCGAGACAGUAAAGAUAGCAGCAUGGAGAAGGAGAUUGACAGCAUUGCUGGUACUUUAAACACGUUUUAUGUACAUGGCUCAAACUCCUUACCCAGAAAACCUAGUCAACUUGCCUCUCAAGAUCCAAGGAAAACAUCAACAUUAACCUAUAAAAAACCUGAGAUUCCUAGGUAUAUUCCCCGUGCAAAGUUGAUUGAGCAAAGCAGUAAGAGUGACACUAAAGCUGAUGUUGAACAGAAAGAAAUACUCUCUAGUUCUGGCUCUAAUCGAAAAGUAGAUAUUAAACAUGAUUUAAACAAAAUGGUUGUAACUGUUUUAAAUGAUCAAUUAGAGGUUGGAGGUGGCGGUGGCAGUGGUGGUCAGUCACGUAGAAAUAACAGCCAGUUAUUAAACUUACAGUUUCACGAUAAGGCAGAUGGCCAUUACAGAGAAGAAGAGUUUUAUCGAUCACCAAAACAUCGAGGGUCCCUUGAUUAUUCGAGAGAAAGUGAAGCUGAAGCUCCAAUCAGUCCUGGUGGCAGAAUGUGUCGCUAUAAAUUUGAAGGAAUGCGGAAGAGUAUUGAUUAUUCAAGAGACGAUGACUGUGAUUCUGUAAGUAGCCAGAGCCAACGACAAUCAAAACGGCGCUCUUAUACGAAAACGAAAUGUUAUACUUCUCAAUAUCGACGGCAACGUACUGGCAGUAUCAGCAGUGAAUUUAGUGCUGCUAGUGAUGCUAGCAUGGAAGAUGUCAAUGGAGGUCAGACUUUUGACUGGGAUGAGGAUGUUGAGCAUCAAAUGUCCAAGUCAGUGCAUGAAGAACUACGAGAAGGAACUCAGAAAAUUCAGCAAAUGACUGAAGAUAUGCAGAACAUGGAUUACUUAGGGAAGCAGCCCAGAUGUGGUAUAGUGGAAAAUCGUCGUGUACGAACUGAGAGUUCAGGUAGUAAUUACAGUGAUCAGCUUUCACAUGUGCGUAGCCGUAAACGAGAUCGGCGUAGAAGCUCCAGGCACUCGAAAACUGAAAGUAGAGACUCUAGUAUUCAAAGUAACCCAUCCAAAGAAUAUGAUCCCGAACGUUCUGGAGAAGGUUCUCGAAAGGGCAAAGGUCGUGGUAGAAGGAAGAAGACCACAUAUGAGUCUAGUAAAAACAAUGAACAAGAGAAUGACUUAAGAAAACUGGGUAUCAAGGUAACAUUUGGUAAAAGUGACCGUCAAGUUGAAGUCAACCAAGCUGCUAACGGUAAGUCAGGAGAGAACAAGAACUCUGAGAAAAGUUCUGCUCCUCGAGGUGGUGGUAUAAUACACUUACCACAUAAUGUAUCAACUGUGCCAGAUCAUCAGAGCCACUUUGGUCCUCAAUCUGACACAUUGCAGCCUUCCUUGCCGCCAAGGAACAUGCAGUCUCGGCCGAGGGAACAAGGUGGCGAGGCAAAAAAGAAACUCUUUGACCCCAAAAAUCCUAAAAAGCCCAUUAUUAUUAAGAAUUCUAUAUUAAAAUUUUACGAUACCUAUGAGCAUUCUGACUCUAUAGAUGCUUAUCCUCGAAACUUACCUGUCUUCUAUUCAGAUUCUAAUAAUCCUGAUGGUACCACUUACCGUGGUAGUCCAUCAAGUCCCCAUUCAGACCCCUAUCUUUCACGUUUCCACACACUACCUAAGGAAAUUGGACUUUCUUCAGAUGAUAUAUUUAACCAGGAUUCCUGCUACCAAAAGUCUAGUAGCAGGUAUCCAAGUGCAGGUCCUCCAAAGUUGCGGAAAUAUCAGUUUGAGACAAUGCCUCGAGAGUAUGGACAAGGCCUCGAUGUUUGUAAUCCACCACGAUCACGAGCUCAUUGUCGAACAAUGGCUGAACAGUUAUUUCAUGACAGCUUGCCAAUUGAGGGACAAUUGAGCAAUAUGGUGUCGAGGGGCCUCCAACCAGAGUCCAUGAAUAAACUCAGUCAACUCAGAUUGGAUUUGCAAACCAAGUGUGAGCAGAUAAUUCUGUUGGAUUUAGAAGUAUCGAUUAAGCAAAAUGUUGAACAGCUGCUCUGGAAGUCAGUAUACUAUCAGCUGAUAGAAAUUUACCGUAAGCAGUUAGCAGAGGAGCCAUCCACCAGAAACGUUUCUACAGAAAGCAUUAAGGAGCAACUCUUUACUGUCCUUGAUGAGGGAACUUCCUUCUAUGAAGGUCUUUUAGAACAUUUGCAGACAACUUACAACUUCUCCUUGACACCAUUUCUUGACACCAAUGGUUCCCCUCCUGAAACCUGCAACAGAACAGUCAAACUUGCUUUACUCACUUCCCAAAGAAUUAUGAUAUGUCUUGGUGACAUAGCUCGAUAUCGAGAAUUGGCCAACGAUUCUACAAACUAUGGCAGAGCACGAAGUUGGUACAUGAGGGCUCAGCAACUUGCCCCUAAAAAUGGUCGACCUUACAAUCAACUUGCAAUCUUAGCUCUCUAUACAAAACGGAAGUUAGAUUCUGUUUAUUACUAUAUGCGUAGCCUUGCUGCCAGUAAUCCCUUUAUGACAGCACGGGAGAGUUUAAUGUCACUAUUUGAUGAAGCCAGAAAAAGGGCUGAAGCUUCUGAGAAGAAACGAAUGGCUGAGAGAGAGAAAAUUGAAAAGUUGAAAAGUCAACAGCGGCAGCAGGGCCAGAGACGAGAAAUUUGGGUUGCUCCCGAUGGUACUAGUCAUGAAGAUAAACUGGAAGACUCAUAUGAGGAGGAUCUAUCCAAAUUGCCACUGGAUAAACUAAAUCGAAGAUUUGUUCAAAGUUUUUUAAAUGUACAUGGUAAACUCUUUACUAAAAUAGGAAUGGAAACUUUCCAAGAGAUGUGUUCUCAAAUGUUACGCGAGUUCCAUACAUUAUUGCAGCAAGCACACCCUACCAUUACCAAUGUCCGUAUUCUUCAGCUAAUGGCCAUCAAUAUGUUUACUAUUGAGAAUACAACACUCAAAGGUGACCAUAAAGAUGAUGAGGACUGCCGUUUGUUACUUCAAGAAUAUGCAGUACAGUUAGGCCUUGAUAUGUUUGCUAUUUUAGUUGACCGAUGUGCUGAACUAUUGCAUAAUCAUUUGCAGUGUGAAAAUUCUGCUCGAGAGAUUUUGAGUUACACGCUAAGUCACUAUGUUCCAGCAGUAAAGGUUUGGACAGACUGGAUGAUUUGUCACUUACAGUUGUGGAUGCCUCAACACUGUGUAAAAAACUUUGAUCUCGGUGCUAAUGUUGAUGUGUGGGAGGCACUGGCUAAGCUAUGCAAUGUUCUCAAACAAGUGGAUAUCUCUCAUGUGCGACUUUAUAAGGACAAGCGUGAAAAUUGUGAACCUGUUAUUCUAAGUGAAGAUACAAUGUUGUGUGGGUUUGUACCAUUAUUGAGUGCUCCGUUCAACCCUACCUAUGUUCAUUCUACUGUUGAUAAGGACAUAGCUCGAGAUUGUCUCCGCAUUCAAAGCCUUCAGAUGUUUGGAGAUUAUUUGUGUGGUAUUGAAACCCCAAUGCUAUCUUUUGAUGUUGAAACUAAAUGUUACUCUUCAACAGAACCCAGUUUAUUAAUAGAUGAAGCAGAACUUGAAAUGAAUAUUGAACAAUAUGUUACAUCUGAGGAUGAGGCUGUAAUGGAAACGGAAGAGGAUGAUAUUACUGAUGGGGAAGAGAUGAAGAUGUUGAAAGCAAAGAAAGAAGAACUGAAAAAGAGAGUUGAGAAACAAAGCCGCCACCAACAGAAUAUCCAAAUGUUGAGAGCCAAGAGAGAUGAGCUCCAGCAGCAAGUUGAUCAACAGGCCAGCCGUAAGCAGAACAUCCAAGCUCUCUUGCGCAAACAGAGAAACUGUUGUAUUGAGAUUGAAAUCCAACCUGUAUACCUUGUGCCAGAUACCAACUGCUUCAUUGAUCAUCUGCUUGGUUUACAGAAACUAAUUUUUAGUGAAAAUUACACUAUCUCCGUUCCACUAAUUGUAAUUAAUGAGUUGGAUGGCUUAGUCCGUGGUAACUUAGAAGGUCAUUAUGAAUCAAUUGAACACAGUGACAUGGUGAAGGAAAAUGCAAGGUUGGCCAUGACAUUUCUUGAGCAGCAAUUUGAACAGAAAAACCCCCAUCUAAGAGCUCAGACAACUAAAGGCACCAUGCUUCAAACAAUUCUCUAUCGUAGUGAAGCUACUGACACUAAGGGAAACAAUGAUGACCUGAUUCUUACCUGUUGCCUUCACUAUUGCAAAGACACUACUAAAGAUUUCAUUCCAAAAGGGAAAGAUGAGCCUAACCGCAUUUACCGUGAUGUAGUCCUUCUCACUGAUGAUCGUAAUUUACGCCUGAAAGCCCACACUUACAAUGUUCCUGUGAAGGAUGUUCCCAGCUUCCUCAAGUGGUGUAAAGUAACAUGAAAUGUUCCUCUUCUGAAAUCAUUUCCUUGUUACCCUGUUUAUCGAAGUGACGAGGUUCCUAAUGCUUCAAGCUGAGCUGUGGUCCAAGCCAAACCCAUGACAAAAUGAGGAGACAUAGAAUAAAGACGAGGAGGAGAGAGUCAGUGCCAACAGACCCGUCACCCACUGGUUGUUGUAUAAGCUCUAUGACCAGACACUGACCACUACCAAUGUCGGCUUCUAUGCGAAGGCAGCGGAAAAUGCCAUUUAAACAGUUUCUCCAUCAAAGAGCUGCAUAUUGGCCAUUUAAGUUGACCAUCUAUUAAUGAGAUAUUGUUAAUUACAACAACUCAUUUUCACUCUAAAUUUAAUUUGGUAAAAUAGGUGCAUUGCUGAGGGAAUUUAUUAUUUUUUUUUUUUUAUAAUUAUUUAUUCAUCUAUUUUAAGAAAUUUUACUUUUUUUUUCAGUUUUCCCCCAAAUCUUCAUUCAUUAUCAUUGUGAAGGAAUUGCAGUUUCUCAUUUUUAUUUAUUUUUAGAAUAAUUACUUCAUUAUUGCUUUCUAAUUGUCAUACAAAAAAAAAAUCUAUAAUGCAUUGAUGUAUUUGUGAGACUUUGGUUUAUUUGAAUUACUAGCAUAAAGUAAUUAUUAGGCUUCCUAUUUAAGCCAAUUUGGCAACUGUGGCAGUUUAUGUCAUUGUCAAGAAUAUACUUCAUAGACUGAUGGACCUAUUGACACACCCUGGUCGUUAAGUUGCUGUGUGUUACAGUUUGUCACUUAAUGGAAUGACUUACUAGGCAGCAUAAUGAACCUCUGCAUGUCCAUGACUUGAUGACCCAUGCCUUUGCACCAGUGGCUGUAUUUGAUGUAUGCCUUGUCAUCAAGUCAUUUGAUCAAACUAUUGAAGGAAUUUAAGCCAAAUGUCCUGCCCUAGAGAAAACAAUCCCUAAGUAUUAUUAAUCAAAUAACAGAUCUCUAAAUUACUUAUUCCCCAGAUAUACUAUGACCAGUCUUGGCAUUGGAUUUAUCUUUUACAGGUCAAAAUCAUAACAGAAUGAUCUGACAUUAUUAAGAUUAAUCUUUAAACAGUGAGUAAUUAUGAAAUUCCUGUUAACCAAUUAAGUAAUAUUUACCAAUGACAGGCUGAUGAAAUCUCAGGUAUUCUCUUAACCAUUCUUUUAGUAUCUCAUAUGAAAUACUUCUGUUAACAGCAAAAAUGGUCAGGCAGCUUGACGUACAAUCAGCUGUUCUCAGAUGCAAUCACACUUUUAAAUUGUCUUCAAUCACUUGUUCUAAAUUUUAUUUCUGAUCUUCUGUGAAUCAUAAUUUUGGAUUUUAGUAGCAUCUUUAUUGAUCUACAUCCAAAAUCUAAUACAUCUGGUUGCAUCAAACCAAAUAUUGAUUUAUGGUAAAUUCCAGUAUUGCAUUAUAAUGAUAAUAAAAACACAGUGGCUGUAGGGCUACAGUGCUAGACUAUCAGUCACCAGUUCAACAGAUCAAAUCCUGAUACAGCUGUUCUAUUAUCCUUUGUCACUAAACUAAAAAAAACACGACACAUGCUACUCCUAUUUAUGGUUGAAAUUUAAGAUUAGAAAUGUCAUUGAAUUGUUUAAAAAGAAAUUGAACAAAGUCAUCCAAUAUUGCUAGCUGCAUGGAAAGGACAGAAAGAAAAAAUCCUUUUAAAAAUUGUAAAAUUCACUUUUAUAAUCACAAUUUUAAUUAAUGGUACACUUCCACAUGAAUUGGACGUGUACACUGAAUUGUUUCUUCAUUUCUCUUCCUAAACCACUCUUGAAUGUUUAGCAUUUUUUUUUUAUCUCUCACUGUUAUAAUAUCCUGACACCCUCCAUUGAAAACAAAUAGAGACAUCAAUGAUAUUUUGCUUUUUAACCUUAAAUAUAAAUCCUUUUUGAAACAAAGAAGAAUUGGUUCUAUAAAAACCGUGAGAUUCUUUUUUUUUUUUUUAUUUCUCUUGUUAAACUCUUGGCAAAUAUAAAGAAUCAAAAACAAAAGCAUUAUAUAUAAUAUAUAUUUCUCACCUGUCUACCCAUGCCUACAUGGACAAUGAUAAGAAUUAUGAAAUACUUUCAAAAAUGUUUUCAUUUUAAUAUGUACAGAAAUGCUUGAUAAAGAAUAUUUCUCAGUGAUAUGGUUUAGAAAUAUUACCAAAGUUAUGCAAUGGUUUUGCUGAGAAAAAAAUCAAACCAGUGCUCAUUCAAGCUAUCCUCCAAAUGGACCUAUUCUAAUUCACUUUGGCUGCCACUGGUUCUUUUUGAGGUUUUUUGUAGUCUUUAGCCCGAAUAUUUUAACAUUGUUAGUGCUUGUAACAGGGUGAAUGAAAUCAAGAAAAUAAAUUAACUGUAAGAUGUUGGUAAUUAGGUGCAGCCUAUCCAGUUGCACAAUUUGAACGUACGUUAAUUCCUGUUUGAAAAUAUUCAAUAACGAAUGCACUGCAUUCUCUUGUUUUUGGUCAUGUAGGUUCUUUAUGUUUGCCAAAUUUUCUUUUUUGACAACUGCCAUUAUGAACUUCUGUUGUUUCAGUUUUAUAAAAUGUUAAAGUUUAAUUGAUUAUUAAAAGAAAAUUAUUAUAAUAAGAACAUGUGUAAACAAACAGAGAAAAUAGGGCGAGAAGACGUGGAAGCUGAAGUAAAUUAUUUUAGUAUAAUUAAAAUGAUCUCAUCUACAUGACAUAGAAAUGUAAGUUUAUGUAACUUUAAAAUGGUGCAGUGGCAGUAGCUUGAUAGUAAAGGGAAAUCGGUUUAAUUUCCAUAUUACCCAUAGUAUUUCUUAUUCAAUCCUGUUUGUUUACACAUGUUCACAUUUAAUAUUUACAAAUAAAAAUCAUUGAAAAAUCUUGGCUCAUUUACAUAUGCAUUUUGAGGAUAAAAAUAUUUUAAUAUAUGACACUGUUGAAAAUUAAAAUAUCUAAUUUUAGAUUAUAAUUUUGAAAAGAGAAAAAAAUCCUUUUAAUAAAAAGAACAAAACAUUUUUCUACAAUUGGUGUGCCUGCCUUAAAUCCAAAAUUUAUACAAACCUGACAUUUAUGUAUAGAAAUAAGCAUACAAAAUAUUUGCACACACACACACAGACACUUAAAUAUUAGUUUAUUGAUCUUUAUAUAUUCAAACAAUGUUGCUGUAACUUGUCCAGUUCCAAUCUAAUCUCAGGCUUUCCCAUUUCUUUUAUCUUCUCUGUUUUUUUGAGUUUUCUGAAAAUUGAAAGGAGACUUUAAAGCAAGGGAAGGGUGGGGAUCAAAGAGAAAUGUUUAUUACCAUUUAAAUGGGUUUGCUUAUUUAAAACCUUAACAGCCAAAAGAAGACAGCAGACAAAUAUGUGACUCUGGUGUAAACCAGUUGCCACUCAACGCACACUAGUAUGCUAUACAGAGAACUACAUGAAAAAGAAGAGAUAAAUCUAUUUUCUAGUCUUAUAAUAAUAAUAAUUUGUUUUUAAAUAUUUAUUAGGUUUGUCUUUAACAGAAAUAGUUAAAUUUCAACACAUCCAAAGAAGCCGUGUGAGAUAUAAUCUUAACAUUGUUGAUGGAAUUUUUGUUGUUAUAAAUUGAUUUUCAUUGUCAGUGAUAGCAUGUUGCCUUCAUUUUUUAUUGGCAAUCUUCUGUUUCCCUGCUAUAUCUCAGGCAUAUUGCCUAAGUAUCAUUAUUAUUUUUAUUGUAAUUAUUAUUAUUGUUAGGGGUUAAAGUAAAUGGAUCCUCUGUUGGUUUUGACAUUAUGUGGUGUACUGGGCAGAAACAGAGCACCAAACUAAAUGGCUUACAUUAUUUAUUCUAAUUCUCUAUCUUCACUUUCAAAUCUUGCCAGGGUCUAUUGUUACCUGUGAUCCUUCUGGAAUUAACAGAAUAAUUACCAUUCAAAUAUUGGGUUGAUUUCACUUUCCCUCCUUCCAAAAUUGUGGCCUUCUGCUAAAGUUGAAAUAAUUAUCUUAUAUAACAAUAGGCCCCUUACUCCUGAUUCUUUUGUUCAUUAAUGCUACAGGCAUUGUAAUGUGUCCUUGAUAUAGAAACUUCUCUCUCAACCUUUAUCAUAGGUUAAAAAAAAAACAAAAAAGACUUUGAAAUCAAGAACUAAUGUUUGUUCAUCAAUUUGUCUCAGAUACUCAAAUGUAUUUUUGUUUCAACUCUAAAAUUGAAACAAAGAAAUCCUUAGUAACAUUAAGCAGAUGGCCAUAGAUGCCCUAUGCUACAUAAUCUGGUGCUUCACUGUUCUGUAUUCAAAUUCCGUGUGGAUUUCAUCUUGCAUUUCACCCAUCUGGAAAUCAAUAAAAACAUCAACCCCCAUGAAUUCUCCAGUUAUAAGCAAGAUCACUUGUUCUACGAUAUCAAACCUAUUACCUCACCAUUCUAUGUAAUGGUAUGACUUUAACCAGAAGGAAGUACAAUCAGUAAACACAGUAUUAUAACACAGCAUAUUCAGAUAAGUAAAUAACUUAGUACCAAACCAUACUUCCCAAUUUUCUUGCAUCCUACAUUCAUUAUUCUCUUUAUACAGUAUGAAUAAAAAGAUGUUCAUCCAUUUUUAUCGGUAUUUUAAGUUCUAAAAACUUCAUAGUUGUGGAUUGAGCUCUUGUUAAUGGCUGUAGAAAAUUCCAAGUCAUUUAUAGAAAAUAUAUUUGGGUUUAUUUAGUUUGUGUGAGCAAUGUUGAAAAAUUACAUCUUAGCCUUGUAAAAUGGUAAAUAUUAUUUUGAUUUAAAAAUCCCUGUCUCUGUCAUCAGUUGAUCAAAGUAAUUAGUGUGUGCAUUCAUUAAAUUUUUAAACUGCUAGAUUAUUGAAAAUUUUAUCAAUUGAGUUUGAGUUAAUUGUUUCUAGAUAACUUAGAUAAAUUUUAUGUUUAAACUAUUACUGUUUAGAACCUUUUACUUAAAAAGAUGUAACUUUUAUGAUUUUGAAAACUUUUUUUUAUAUUUUUAAUUAAUACUGCUUUGCAAUCGCUUCUUAAAGAAAGUUGAUCAGUGACUUAGUGCCUAAAGUAUAGUCACAAAUUCAUAGUUCUUUUUAUCACUAACUUUUAUGUACAGUUUGUGUGAGCCCCAAAAAUGUCUACCUCUGUGUGUAUGUGUGAGAGAGAGAGAGAGAGAGAAACAGACUGUGUGUGUGUGUCUGUGUAUGCACUUACAUUUUUUUUUAUAAUCCCCAAAGGAUCUCCAACUUGUGGCCUGCAGACAAUAUAUGCAUGUGGAGGUAUAUUUAUGCUGUCCUUAAAAUAUUUAUAAUUGCAAUAACAUUGACAACGUGUUGUUGCCUGUGUUUAUACUCUAUUCAGAGUAUGUCUGCGAUGUUAAACAUGGGUACCUUAGAUGCAUUC